Molecule: messenger RNA, 602 nt
Organism: Stegodyphus dumicola
Lineage: Eukaryota; Metazoa; Arthropoda; Arachnida; Araneae; Eresidae
Source: RefSeq, a predicted model, not a curated record
GAUGGCUGGAAAUCUCACAAGGAUUUAGGAAAAGAAGGUUUUGAACAUUUAUUUGUGAACCAUAGCAUGAAUUUUGUGGAUAGCGAGUCUGGCUGUCAUAUCACGGAGUACAUGGUGGCAUGUUAAAGCUACAUUCUACUGUCCGAAGACACAUCCAUUAUGGUUGGACGAAUCAUCGCUGCAGCUCUUCUGUUCUUGAGCUUAAUUUUUCUUCCUGGAAUUAUAUCCAUAAUUGUACAAGAUAUGGAUGAAAAUGUAGCUGAAAGUGGACUACCUAAACAAUGGCUGUGGAAAUUAGAGCGAUCUAAAGUGGUCUGUUCUGGAAGCUGCUUGUUCCUUGCCUUUCAGUGCUUGCGAAUGGAGGCCAUACCACAGACGAUUUCUUUCUUAUCUGAUAGUGAACAGCCUGGCUGUAACAUUUUGUACCGCUUUAUUUUACCCUGGAUAUGUGCGCGGAUAUUUAUUACCACUGCCUACGAUUUCAUUCCAUCCUCUGAUCCGAAUUGGCGAUUUUGACAUUGUUCAUUGAAACUGCAAAGAUUAUACAGAUUUCACUUUGUAAAAGGACAUGUAGUCUUCCAACUGAAUAAAACUUUUGUCAA